AACGACAUUACCACUACUAAAUUACGGAAAAUGGCUGAUUAUGUCUUCAAUUAAAUCGAAAGAGAUCAACAGUAUUUUUUCGUUUAUUGUCGACCUUAAACAGUGAAAACAAAAUUCCGGUGUGAAAUCCUCACCGAUCGCGUAAAUUUCUGCUGAAAAAGCCAUCGAAUCGAUCAACUGCUGAGUCUUGAUUUGAUCCCCAAACAAAAUGCAGUUCUUCGGCGGCACAGAAAUCAGUCCAUCUCCUCCGGUGCCGACCGCAUCCGGCAACAACGGGAACAUGUUGUACAUAUUCAACAGAAAUGGAGUGUGCCUUCUCUACAGGGAAUGGAAUCGGCCGCUGAAAACUCUCAGCUCUCAGCAAGAUCACAAGCUUAUGUUCGGACUCCUCUUCUCCCUCAAAUCGUUGACUGCAAAGAUGGAUCCCACCAGUGCUGAAAAGGGGAAUCUUGGGGUCCCUCAGCUACCGGGGCAAGGUUGCUCUUUCCACAGCUUCCGAACGAAUACGUAUAAACUGAGUUUCAUGGAGAGUCCUUCUGGGAUUAAGCUAAUUCUAGUCACUCACCCGAGAACGGGCGAUCUGAGGGAUUCCUUGAAGUACAUUUAUAAUUUGUACGUUGAGUAUGUUGUCAAGAAUCCAUUAUAUUCUCCAGGAACUCCCAUAAGAUCCGAGCUAUUUAACAAAACUGUUGAUCAGUAUGUCCGAGGCCUCGGCUGAUGAUAUGGCAGCUUACCGCCUCAGCUCUCGAUAGCUGAUGACUUUCGAUGCUAUUGCGAUGUGACUGAACUUGCUGUGUAAGAAACCGAGUUAUGUUUCUGUGUUGGCAGAUUAAUUUCUUGUUUUUGGUCAUAGAUUCAAUAUGUAUUCAUAUUUUUCAUGAAUUUGCUCAUUUGCUUCUCUGA
This is a messenger RNA of Salvia splendens (bonfire salvia), 903 nucleotides long. Its product is annotated as trafficking protein particle complex subunit 1. NCBI's taxonomy places the organism in Eukaryota, Viridiplantae, Streptophyta, Magnoliopsida, Lamiales, Lamiaceae. Gene Ontology annotation, biological process: endoplasmic reticulum to Golgi vesicle-mediated transport. Bases 209 to 718 code for a protein of 169 amino acids. Gene Ontology annotation, cellular component: TRAPP complex. The record is from RefSeq and is a predicted model, not a curated record. The transcript is spliced from 4 exons.